Messenger RNA from Aspergillus wentii DTO 134E9, 867 nucleotides. Its product is annotated as sulfurtransferase. Bases 1 to 867 code for a protein of 288 amino acids. The record is from RefSeq and is a predicted model, not a curated record. The transcript is spliced from 2 exons. NCBI's taxonomy places the organism in Eukaryota, Fungi, Ascomycota, Eurotiomycetes, Eurotiales, Aspergillaceae. Gene Ontology annotation, cellular component: mitochondrion. Gene Ontology annotation, molecular function: thiosulfate-cyanide sulfurtransferase activity. Gene Ontology annotation, biological process: transsulfuration.
AUGGAUCCCUUUCAAAACACAAUAAUAUCACCCUCAGAAUAUCAUGAAGCCAUCCAGAACCCCUCUGCCCGCAUCAUCCCCGUCGCUGCCGGUCGGGCGGCCCUCCACACCGAAGCCUUCCGAGAACGGCAUCUGCCAGGUUCAGUUUUCUUCGACAUGGACGUAAUCUCAGACACCACCUCCCCAUAUCCACAGAUGCUACCCAGCGCAUCGCAUUUCGCAGCCAGCAUAGGCAACCUAGGCAUCCACCCAGACGAUGUUAUUGUCGUCUACGACGCCUUCCACGUGGGCAUCUACAGCGCCCCCAGAGUGGCGUAUACAUUCCGGCUCUUCGGGCACGCGCGAGUCCACGUUUUGAAUAACUUCCGGCAGUACGCGCAGCUGGGCUUUCCCAUUGAGACGGGCGAUAUGCAACCCCGCCCGAAGACGGAAUAUCCACUUCAUGUGGGUGAUAGUAGUCGCGUUAUCGCGUUUGACGAGCUGAAAUCGCUCAUUCAGAAUCAGCUUGAGGAGAUUCAAAUUAUCGAUGCCCGAAUCCCCGGUCGCUUUAAGGGGGUUGAGAGUGAGGCUAAGGCUGGGUUGAGCUCGGGACAUAUGCCUGGGGCGAUUAAUAUUCCUCUUGCGGCAAUGUUGGAUGAGUCGGAUGCUAUCUUGCCUACGGAGAGAUUGAGGGAGAUCUUCGAGAGGGCUGGUGUGGAUGGCAGGAAACCUACUAUCACGAGCUGCAAUUCUGGCGUCACAGCUGCAGUGCUGGAUCUGGUGAUGGCGGAGAUUGGGAUGAAUGUGCCGUCGAAGAGAAUCUACGAUGGGAGCUGGACCGAAUGGGCGCAGAGAGUCGAUGAGGAUGGACUGAUUUUGAAGGACUAG